AUGGCCACUAAGCGGCCAAGCCCCUCCUCUUCAGGUGAUACCCAGCCGGAGCAAAAGAGAACCCGACCUCAGCGGGGCGCUGCCACCAAGGCAUCGACCGUCAUCUCAGAGGCGGCUCGCAGUGAGAGCACGCUUGAACACAACUUGAGCAUUCCCCCUGAGGACCUGCUGCGUGAUGCCUUGGCACCCAUCAGGGACGUUGAGCAGAACGAGUGGAAGGCCUGGGUGGAGAUCGAAUCUGAUCCCGCAUUCUUCAACGGCUUGCUUCUAGACCUCGGCGCUCAAGACUUAAGGGUGACCGAGCUGUUCUCAGUAGACGAGGUUGACUUCCUCCCACAACCCGUACUCGGCUUUGUCCUUCUGUGCAAGUAUGCCGAGGAGGAUGACGAGGACACUGAAGAAGCCCCGAAAUCCCUCUGGUUUGCGAAUCAAACCAUGGCAAACGGGUGCGCCACUGUAGCUCUGCUCAACAUUCUCAUGAACUCGCCAGAAGUCCAACUUGGGGAGAAGCUGAGCGAGUUCAAGAAGACGACACAAGACCUCCCAUCCUUCCAGCGCGGCUACCGACUCGAGUCAGAUGCAAGCAUGCGGACAAUUCACAAUGCAUACGCCCGGCGCCUCGAGCUUCUGAAUGCAGAUCUCCUGCUCUCGAAUGAGUACGAGGAAUGCAAAGGUGUGCCGAUGGCCGAAAGCCCUCCAAAGAAUCGUGGCAAGCGGAAGACAAAGGCACAGAAGCGUCCCAACCCCAAGAAGAAAAGGCAUGAAGAAUCGUGCCAUUACAAGGCAUUCGUCCCCUUGGAUGGAAAGGUCUGGGUUCUGGAUGGACUGGAGUGGAACCCCGUUUGUCUGGGCGAGGCGUCGGCAGAGACCUGGAUCCCUCUCGCCAUCGAAGAACUCGUCAAGAAGCUUUCUGUCGCCGGGGACCUUUCAAGCAUCCUUGCCAUUUGCCAAAGCCCCACUGUGGCUUUGCGAAAGGAGCUUGCCGUCAACAUCAAGACCUUGUCAGCGGCGCGAGCAGCAGCCUCCGACGACACCAAGCCCGAGCCAGUUGAGGGCCGUUUCUACCUGGAGAAUGUCAACGAGGCUCAGCUACGGCAAUAUGGUGUGUCUUGGGCGAUGCUUGACGAGACUGAGCCAGACGAGUCACGACUGGCGGGCUCUGAUGGCCCUUCAAAACUCGAGCUUGUGCGGCGUCUGGAAACUGAGCAGGCCAGGAUCCAGAGCGAAUAUAACCAAGAGAUGCACCAGAUCCACGAUGUCGAGGAAAACUGCACAGGACGCAAGAAGAACUAUAUGCCGCUCGCCAACAAGUGGGUCGAGAAACUUGCCAAGCUGGGUGUGCUUGAGAGGCUGCUGGAUGAGUCCAAUUGA
Molecule: messenger RNA, 1371 nt
Organism: Diaporthe amygdali
Lineage: Eukaryota; Fungi; Ascomycota; Sordariomycetes; Diaporthales; Diaporthaceae
Exons: 2
Coding region: 1-1371 (456 amino acids)
Biological process (GO): ubiquitin-dependent protein catabolic process; protein deubiquitination
Cellular component (GO): cytoplasm
Molecular function (GO): cysteine-type deubiquitinase activity
Source: RefSeq, a predicted model, not a curated record